Messenger RNA from Symphalangus syndactylus (siamang), 5589 nucleotides. It is a transcript of the gene SIRT5, whose product is annotated as sirtuin 5. The record is from RefSeq and is a predicted model, not a curated record. NCBI's taxonomy places the organism in Eukaryota, Metazoa, Chordata, Mammalia, Primates, Hylobatidae. Gene Ontology annotation, cellular component: nucleus. Gene Ontology annotation, molecular function: protein-malonyllysine demalonylase activity; histone deacetylase activity, NAD-dependent; protein-succinyllysine desuccinylase activity.
UAUAUAUUUAUAGGGUACAAUGUAAUGUUUUGAUAUACGUAUACAUUGUAGAAAGAUUAAAUCAAGCUAAUUGAUAUAUCCAUCACCUCACCUACUUAUUUUUUGUGGUGAAAAUCUACUCUGCUGGAAAUAUACAAUACAUCAUCAACCAUGGUCACCAUGCUGUUCAGUAGAUCACUAAAACUUAUUCCUCUUACCUAACUAAAACUUUGUAUCCUUUGACCAACAUCCCUCCCUUCCCCAUCUGCCCUCCGCCAGGCCCCUGGUAACCAUCAUUCUACUCUGCUAUGAGUUCAACUUUUUUAAAUCCCAAGUAUAUAAGUGAGAUCAUAUGAUAUUUGUCCUUCUGUGCUUGGCUUAUUUUACUUGGCCUAAUGUCCUCCAGGUUCAUCCAUGUUGUUGCAAAUGACAGAAUUGCCUUCUGUUUUAAGAGUGUAUAGUAUUCCAUUGUAUAUAUGUGCCACAUUUUCUUUAUUUGGUCCUCAGUUGAUGGAUACUUAGUUGCUUCUAUAUCUUGGUUAUUGCGAAUAAUACUGAAAAGAACACAGCAAUGCAGCUAUCUCUUCAACAUACUGAUUUCAAUUCCUUUGUAUAUAUACCCAGAAGUAGGAUUUCUGGGUCAUAUGGUAAUUCUAUUUUUAGAUUUUUGAGGAGCCUCUAUAGUGGUUUCCAAAAUGGCUGUACUAAUUUACAUUCCACCAACGGUGUACCAGGGUUUCCUUUUCUGCACAUUCUGGACAACACUUGUUGUCUUUCACCUUUUUUAUAACAGCCAUUCUAAGAAGCGUGAGGUGGUAGCUCAGUCUGAUUUAAUUUGCAUUUCCCGGGUGAUUAGCGAUGUUGAGCAUUUUUCAUAUAUUUGUUGACCAUAUGUCUUCUUUUGAGGAAUACCUGUUCAGGUCCUUUGUCCAUUUUUUAACUGGAUUAUUCGUUUUGUUUUGUUUCGCUAUUGAGUUUUUUGAGUUUCUUAUAUAUUUUAGAUAUGAGCCUCUUAUCAGAUGCAUGGUUUGCAAAUAUUUUCUCCCAGUUUGUGGGUUGUCUCUUUAUUAAUUAUUUUCUUUGCUGUGCAGAGGCUUUUUAGUUUGAUGCAAUCCCAUGUGUCUAUUUUUGCUUUGAUUGCUUUUGGGGUCCUAUCCAAGAAAUCAUUGCCCAGACUAAUACGGAGUUUUCACCUAUGUUGUCUUCUGUUAGUUUUACAGUUUCAGGUCUUAUGUUUGAGACUUUAAUCUAUUUUGAGUUGAUUUUUGUAUAUGGUGUGAGAUAAGGACUCAGUUUUGUUAUCCAGCAUGUGGAUAUUCAGUUUUCCUGAUGCCAUUUAUUAAAGAGACUUUCCUUUCCCCAUUGUGUGUUCUUAGCACCUUUGUCAAAAAUCAAUUGACUGUAAAUACUUGGGCUUAUUUCUGGGCUUUCUAUCCUGUUCCAUUGAUUGACGUGCCCAUUCUUAUGCCAGUGCCAUGCAGUUUUGAUUACAGUAGCCCUAUAAUAUAUUUUGAGAUUAGGGAGUGUGAUGCCUUUGGCUUUGUUCCUUUUGCUCAAGACUGCUUUGGCUAUUUAGGGUCUUUUGCAAUUCCAUAUGAACUUUAGGAUUGUUUUUUCUAUUUCUGUGAAAAGUGAUAUUGGAAUUUUGAUAGAGAUUACAUUGAAUCUGUAGAUUGCUUUGGGUAGUAUGGACAUUUUAACAACCAUUAAUUUUUCUAAUCCAUGAACAUGGAAUACCUUUACAUUUAUUUGUGUCUCUUUUCUCACAUCAAUGUUUUAUGGUUUUCAGUGUACAGGUCUUAUAUCUUUGGUUAAAUUUACCUGAAGUGGUUUUUUUUUUAAUGCUAUUAUAAAUGAAAGUGUUUUCUUAAUUUCGUUUUCAUAUAGUUUGUUGUUAGUGUAUAGAAACACCACUGAUUUUUAUAUGUGAUUUUGUAUCCUGCAACUUCCCUGAAUUUGUUUAUUAGUUCUAACAGUUUUUUUUGGUUGGGUCUUUAGGGUAUUCUGUAUACAAAAUCAUAUUAUCAUCAAACAGGGAUCAUGCUGAUAACAUAACCUUAUAUAUAGAAAUCUCAUAUAUCUUAUAUGUCUCUAUAUAUUAUAUAUAUUUUAUAUAUCCCUAUAUAUCUCUUUGUAUAUCUUAUAUACAUAGAUAUUAUAUAUCUAUAUUUUAUAUACAUAUCUAUAUUAUAUAUAGAUAGAAAACAUAUAUAGAAAAAUUCUUCCCUUCCUGUUUGGAUGACUUACUUCCUUUCCUUGCAUAAUUGCUCUGGCUAGAACAUCUAGUGCUACACUGAAUAGACAUUGUGAGAGUGAGCAUCAUUGUCUUGUUCCUGAUCUUAGAGGAAAAGCAUUCAACUUUUUAACUGUUGAGUAUGAUUUAGCUGUGAGUUUGUCAUAUUUGGUCUUUCUGUGUCAUAGUACUUUCUUUCUAUACUUACUGAGAGUUUUUAUUAUGAAAGGAUGUUGAAUUUUGUCACAUGCUUUUACUGCAUCUUUUGAGGUGAUCAUACAGUUUUGUCCUCCAUUUUGUUAAUAUGGUUUAUCUCAUUUAUUGAUUUGUGUAUGUUGAGCCAUCUUUGCAUUCCAGGGAUAAAUUUCAAUCAUGAUGAAUGAUCCUUUUAACGUGUCAGUGAAUUCAGUUUGUUAGUAUUUUGUUGAGGAUUUUUGCAUCUAUGUUCAUCAGGGAUAUUCGUCUGUAGUUUUUCUUCUUGUAAUGUCCUUCUCUGGCUUUGGUAUCAGGGUAAUACUGGCCUCCUAAAAUGAGUUUAGAAGUAUUUCCUCCUCUUUAGUUUUUUAGAAGAGUUUGAAAAUAAUUGGUAUUGGGAGGCCGAGGCGGGCAGAUCACGAGGUCAGGAGAUCGAGACCAUCCUGGCUAACAUGGUGAAACCCCGUCUCUACUAAAAAUACAAAAAAUUAGCUGGGCGUGGUGUCGGGUGCCUGUAGUCCCAGCUACUCCGGAGGCUGAGGCAGGAGAAUAGCAUGAACCCGGGAGGCAGAGCUUGCAGUGAGUGGAGACAGAGCCACUGCACUCCAGCCUCAGCCUGGGGAACAGAGCGAGACUCCAUCUCAAAAAAAAAAAAAAAAAAAAAAAGAAAAUAAUUGGUAUUAGUUCUGCUUUAAAUAUUUGGUAGAAUUCAGGUCAUCGGUGAAACCAUCAGGUCCUGAGUUUUCUGUAAAUUUUUUUCCCUCAAAUUUCUGAUACAAUCUCUCACUUCUAUCUUUCAGAAUUGAUAGGGUGCCCCCCUUUUUCACAGAGAACAUACAGGCUUUUAAAAAAAAUCUGUUAGUAAGUGGAAAUGUUUUCUAAUGUAUAAAAACCUACAGAAGAAGAAAAUAAUUUUCUGGAUCAAAUUAGAAGUCUGUAUUAUAUUGAUGUCUCCAGAUUCAAAUAUAUUAGAAAGCAGCAGUGGAGACAACCAUAUUCAUCUUUGGGAGAAAUAACUAAAGCCUACGUACCUCAAGCAUUAGAACUACAAACAAACCCUGAUGCGACCUCUCCAGAUUGUCCCAAGUCGAUUGAUUUCCCAGCUAUAUUGUGGCCUGAAGCCUCCAGCCUCCACACGAAACCAGAUUUGCCUGAAAAUGGCUCGGCCAAGUUCAAGUAUGGCAGAUUUUCGGAAGUUUUUUGCAAAAGCAAAGCACAUAGUCAUCAUCUCAGGUGCUGGUGUUAGUGCGGAAAGUGGCGUUCCGACUUUCAGAGGAGCUGGAGGUUAUUGGAGAAAAUGGCAAGCCCAGGACCUGGCAACUCCCCUGGCCUUUGCCCAAAACCCGUCCCGGGUGUGGGAGUUCUACCACUACCGGCGGGAGGUCAUGGGGAGCAAGGAGCCCAACGCCGGGCACCGCGCCAUAGCCGAGUGUGAGACCAGGCUGGGCAAGCAGGGCCGGCGAGUCGUGGUCAUCACCCAGAACAUCGAUGAGCUGCACCGCAAGGCUGGCACCAAGAACCUUCUGGAGAUCCAUGGUAGCUUAUUUAAAACUCGAUGUACCUCUUGUGGAGUUGUGGCUGAGAAUUACAAGAGUCCAAUUUGUCCAGCUUUAUCAGGAAAAGGUGCUCCAGAACCUGGAACUCAAGAUGCCAGCAUCCCAAUUGAGAAACUUCCCCGGUGUGAAGAGGCAGGCUGCGGGGGCUUGCUGCGACCUCACGUCGUGUGGUUUGGAGAAAACCUGGAUCCUGCCAUUCUGGAGGAGGUUGAUAGAGAGCUCGCCCACUGUGAUUUAUGUCUAGUGGUGGGCACUUCCUCUGUGGUGUACCCAGCAGCCAUGUUUGCCCCCCAGGUGGCUGCCAGGGGCAUGCCAGUGGCUGAAUUUAACACGGAGACCACCCCAGCUACGAACAGAUUCAGUCAGUUGAUCUCCAUCUCAUCUCUAAUUAUUAUAAAGAAUUAAAACAAAUCAUCAUUGUAGGAAAGCAAGAAAAUGCAGAUAAAGAAAAAGAAGAAAAUAAAACUGGAGUAUUUCCACAACCCAAGUUUAGAGUUGGCCCCCACCUCCCGUGCCACGGACUGAGCAGCAGGGGCCCAGCAUCCCUUGCAUAUGGUGGCCGUGUCUUCAUGUGAAAGAAACUGAACUUGGUGGUUUUUCCUGCCAGUUCAGGAGAGAUUCUUGCCAUGUAAUAUAUAUCAUUGCACAAGUCAAGCCUCCUAAAACCACAGGCCUGUUUCGGCUGCUACUUCAGCCAAAAUUCUUCAGCUUCAUAUUGUCUUGAAAACCUAUGAUUGUCUCUAACAAACAGGCUACUUGCUAGUUAGAAAUUCUUAUCAAUUUGACAAGCUACUUAUCAACCAGACUGAUCACAAGAACUGUCAUCUCAUCAAUGAAAGAGUAACUGAUCAAUGAAGCCAGCAAUGCUUUUUUCUUGGCAUCAUCAAAGCUGACAUUUAGAAGAGAUGCUGGUGAUAGUCAUCUCAUCCUACUCAAUUUUUCAAAGGCAGAAACCAACCCUGGAGCAAUUGAGAGGACUGUUUAAACACGGAGCUUAACAAUGGCAGAAUUGUAUAUCUCAUGCUUAACAGAUUUUGGUUGAACUUUACCCUAGGUCAGGGGUCAGCAAACUACUGCCUGUGGGCCAAAUUUGCCCACCACCUGUAUCUGUAAAUAAGGUUUCAUUGGAACACAGCUGUGGCCAUAUGUUUGUAUAUUGUGUGUGGCUGCUUUUGCACUAGGAUGACAGAGGUGAAUAGUUACAACAGAGACUGGCUGGUCUGCAAAGCCUGAAAUAUGUCCUGUGUGGCCCUUUACAGAAAAAGUUUUCUAACCCCUGCUCUAGGUUAAGGAGAAAAAAAAAAUGGAAUAAUGUUCUCUGCUACUUUUAACCUGAUUUUCUUUGUUACCUAAAUAGGCAGCUAGAAUGCUGCCUAUAUUUUAAUAAGGAUUUGGAUCUCACAAGACACCUUAGGCCUUACACAAGUUGUUCAGAUUCUUUGCCCCAGUUCUAAUCUAGAGACAAAGGCAUAGAAUUCUCCUCCCACAGGAAUGUAUUUAUAUUUUCAAGGUGUUAAUUAGUUCCAGUUUUGGUUUUGUCGUUUUCCCCAUGUCCGAUGCUUAUAUUGGAUGAUUUCUGAUAAACCCUGACUAUUCCAGUAAACCCUAGGUAUUUUUUAAUUUAAA